Messenger RNA from Thermochaetoides thermophila DSM 1495, 1218 nucleotides. RefSeq lists its product as uncharacterized. Bases 1 to 1218 code for a protein of 405 amino acids. Lineage: Eukaryota; Fungi; Ascomycota; Sordariomycetes; Sordariales; Chaetomiaceae. The transcript has 2 exons. The record is from RefSeq and is a predicted model, not a curated record.
AUGAGAAGAUACUCGCCAGAGCCGAGCUUGUGGUGUAAGCACUCGUUUCCUCUCGAAAAGCCGACCACCGAGGUUCAGUCGUGUUGUCGAUACAAUUUGCGGUCUAUUGGACCACUUGGACAAGCGUUGACACCCCCUGGCUUUAAUCUGCAACAACUGCAACCUAGCGCUGCGGUCAGCGAUCCCGAGCUACAGUUAUACUACGUGACCGUCAACAGAUUGGAUAUGACGAUCGAGACCAUAGAAGGCUUCAGCUUCGUCAACCGCGUCCUCCUCUACGUCAGCACAGUCCUCGCACCAGCCCAGUAUGUCGCCGGUGUGGGCAGCAACUGUCUCAGCAACCUGGGCUUCCUCAGCUACAACAUGUACCAGCAAUGGAUGUGGUACAAAGUAGUCAGCAGCCGCGAUAAUACAGACUAUGUCGGAGCGCUGUACUUGCUCCUUCCCUACUUCAACAUGAUCUUCGCUAUUUCCUACGUUGCAGGUAUCAGCACGCGGCAUUGGUUUCUGGCCUUUCUCCUAUGGGGAGGGACUACGUUUAUGAUUGUCGUGAACACGAUCGCUACGUGGAAGGCAUACGAGUAUAUGAAAGACGGUUAUGGAGUGUACGACUUUUGCUUCUUCGGCUGUCGCGAACUCGACAUCGAUUGGCAUAACUAUUUCUUUCGGAUUUGGACCAUCUCAGGCACGGCCAUGUGUGUUGUCUCAGUUAUCUGGACAAUUGCUAUGGCGGUUCUGGCAGUCAAGAAGAACUCCGAUAUCAAUAAAUUCAUCAGAGCUCUUGGGUGGAACAAGUUCAAACUUGUCAUUGUGGCUAUCUUUCUCGGCAGCUUCUUCAUGACGAUAGGGUUUUGGCCCAUUUUUCUCUAUCUCUAUAGGCACUUGAAGAAGGACCCGCGUUACUCUGGCUUUCGGAACGCACUCGCCCACAAGCUAGAGAAGAAGGGGUGGGAAACCAUCGCAUGGUUAUGCAGCGUCCCUUUUCUGUCAGUCGGGAUUUGGCCGAUGGUCCUCUGGACAGAAAGCGUGAUGAGACGCAAUGACAUUUAUUCACCAACAGACAAGAUUGCCAUUAUCUUGUUUGCGUUUCAAAUUGCCGCACUGCUGAUGCCAAGCUUUUUGUGUUGCGAAACGAAAACAGACGAUGACGAUGAUGAUGACGAGGACAACCGGCGCAACAGCAACCCCUACAAGUAUAGUAACAACGUUGCUCCAUAG